CCAUCCACUUCCCAUCCACUUCCCUCCAUAAUCCAUAAACCCUCCCCCCCCAACAACCGCAUCAACUCCCUCCCUUCUUCCAACCCUCACCACAACUCUCCACCUUCAUCCUCUUUUCCACCCCCAACCCCUCCCAUCACCACCGCCUCAUUCCAUCAAAAAGUCCUUCAUAAUCCAUCCAACACCCCCUUAAACCACCGUCCUUCAAUCCCUUCAAGACGCCUCCAUCCACUCAUCCAUCUAGACGACCCGAUUACCCACCCACGCCCACCAUAUCUCGGCUUCGUCGCCGUUUCCCCAAAGCCUCGUCGCGGAGUUGAAGCUAUUCAUACAUUUCGCCACACCCCAACAAACACAUUGAACACAUCGAACACAUCUAACACAACAAACACAUUCAUUUCUUUCCCCUUUCCGCCUGCGCCCGUCUUUACAAUUCAACGUCUUUCGUUUCUUCAAGUUCGUUAUUUUGUCCCCACGGUAUCCCAUCUCCCCCAGACCGACCCAAAAUGUCUGGUGUUGAUGGUCCCGCCAACAACGGACCAUCUCGUUACAGCUCGUCCCCCGAACUGUCGAGUCCGCCGUGCUCGCCCUCCGACCCCGGCUCACCUGCCGCUCGCCAACUACUGAGGGAUCAACGCGAUGCUCAGGAUUCCACCAUCGUCGGUUCUGCUGGUGUUGUCGACGAACGCCCAUCACUACCUUCCGCUCCACCUGCCAGGAAGAAGCCAGGUCGCAAGCCAAAGCUUCCCGUCGUCGCCGAUGGGGCCUCGGCAACUAGCACCGACACCAAACCCAAGCGCACGCGCAAGCCGCGAGAGGCCAAAGACCCCAACGCUGCACCCGUCCCGCGCAAGAAGAGAGUAACUGCCGGGACGACGACGACGACGACGACGACGACGACGACGACACAUGAUGCCGAUGAGGAUAAUAACACCACCACCACCGCAGCCAAACCAGCACACGCUGCGACACGACAGUCCAGGCUGACCGACAUGAACAUGCGACCGGCCAACGAGCCGGGGUACAGCAUCCUAAACGAGCCGUUCCAGCCGCAGCCGCACCAACAGCAGCAGUACAACGCCGCCGCCGCCGCCGCCUCCGCCGCCGCACCAGGACCCCAAAACGGCAAGUUUGAGGAUAUUCAAAAGGCCACGCCCGUCUCGUUCUUCAACGCCGCGCCACCACCACAACCUCAGCCGACGCAACCACCACAACACUCGCAGCCCGUUCGGUCAAGCGGUCAGAACUACGACCCGAUCCGCUCAAACUACGACCCGGUGCGCGAGAACGUGCCAAGCCACCCAUACCACGCCCAGGUGUCGCCCAAGCCCGCGCCGUCGAACCGCGCCAGCGCAUCGCCAUCGAUUGCGAGUCUCGUGGACCCACCACACCAGUCCUCGACCUCGCCCUCCAUGGCUGCGCAAUCUUUCUUCCAGCAUCAGAUGAAGAUGCACACCUCCGUCCCUCCGUCGCCGACGUCCAUCCGCGUCGUCCCUUCACCAACCUUGAACGCUUCUACGGGCCCUUCGCCAUCGUCUGGUGUGCAAUCCGCCACCCGCUCCCGUCAGGAGGAGGCGAAACCAUACGUCCGCGCCCCUGCGCCACCGCUAUCAUUCGCCGCAAACCCGGCGCAGAUCACAUCAAUCUCCAAACCCCCUGCGUCGACCUCCACCGCCGCCGCCGCCGCUGCGCACCCCAAAGCUUCCAAACCCAUCGACGCCACCCCUCCCCCCCUCCCGGGACAAGGCAACGGCUUCUUCAACGCCCCCAAAGACGGGACGGAGUCAAGGGCUCCGACGAUCGUGCUGCACAUCCCGCUGAAUGGGGGGUCGAAUAGGUAUAUCAAUUUCACGCGUCUCGCGGAGGAGCGGUACGGGUGGGACGCCAUGCACCCCCGCUUAGCGGCGCAGCGCGAGCGUCUUGCUCGUGUCGCGGCCGCGGGCGCGGCGCUGGAGAAGAGUGGGCAUAAGGAGAGUGGUGAUGAGAUGUCCCUCGAUAUUUCCGAUGCCGAAGGCGACAACUCUAACGUUGAGAUGGGGGGGGUGAGCGAUGGGCGCACCGGCACCGACGCUGGGAAGAAGGUUGUCAAGAAACGCAGGAUGAAGGAGGAUGAUUAUGAUAAGGAGGAUGAUUUCGUGGAUGAUUCGGAUUUGUUGUGGGAGGAGCAGGCGGCGGCGAGUGUGGAUGGGUUUUUUGUGUACUCUGGCCCUCUUGUCCCCGAAGGCGAAAAGCCCGCCCUCGAGCGUGGCGAAGGCGGUAAACGCGCUCGCGGCUCGCGUGGACGUGGUGGCGCGAGGGUGGCUUCUGGGACACGUGGUGGACAUGCUGCUGCGGCUGCGGGGGCGAGGGAAGGAGGGAAGGAGGGGAAGGAGACGAGGGGGGGGGGGGCGACGAGGAAACCGAGGGUUACGAAGGCGGAUCGGGCGAGGAGGGAUGCGGAGAAGGUUGAAAGGGAGAGGAUGGGGGUGUUGGCUGCGAGGGGGGGUAUGCCGGUGGGGGGGGGCAUCAUUUGGGGGGACUCCUAUGAUUUUUGA
Molecule: messenger RNA, 2534 nt
Organism: Pseudogymnoascus destructans
Lineage: Eukaryota; Fungi; Ascomycota; Leotiomycetes; Thelebolales; Thelebolaceae
Exons: 2
Coding region: 507-2534 (675 amino acids)
Source: RefSeq, a predicted model, not a curated record